GCAGCCGAAAAAGAACCGAAAAUUCGCAAGAUGAGCAAGAAAAGCACACAGAAUGCAACAAUUACAAGGAAUGAAAGUUCUGCAACUAAUGAAUCUGUGGAAACUGUAGCCGCAUCAACAUGCCAAGAUCCAGAAGCACAAGAUUCUGAUAGAGCAUAG
Dentiscutata erythropus is the source of this 159-nucleotide messenger RNA. The record is from the annotation of a GenBank genome assembly. Lineage: Eukaryota; Fungi; Glomeromycota; Glomeromycetes; Diversisporales; Gigasporaceae.